Messenger RNA from Paramecium sonneborni, 396 nucleotides. NCBI's taxonomy places the organism in Eukaryota, Ciliophora, Oligohymenophorea, Peniculida, Parameciidae. The record is from the annotation of a GenBank genome assembly.
AUGAAUACUUUUGCUUGCUCUGAUCCAACUCAUUAAGAUUCAGCUGAGUUUUUUUGCAUAAAUCCUUUUUGUUAAGAAGAUCAUUUGAUUUGCUUUGCUUAAUGUUUUAAAACUAGAAAACAUUUAUAGCAUACCAAGGAUAUUGAAAAAAUAUCAGAAUUAUAAAGUUAUAUAGUAUAAAUGAAAUUUGAUUGUACAGAAUUAUUAGAUUAGAUUAAUUUAUUCUAACAAUAAGUCAAGAUCAACCUAGAUAAAUUAAAGGAGGGGAUUUAAUCUAAAUAUUUAAUUUCUUAAAUAUAAUUGGCUCAACUAAAUGCAAAAUAAAUAAAUCAAGUUUUGACCUCAAUCAUCUAAUUUAAAGAAUAAAAAUAAGCCUUAUUAUCUAGUUUAUAUUGA